Trypanosoma conorhini is the source of this 1368-nucleotide messenger RNA. RefSeq names its product putative guanine deaminase. The transcript has a single exon. Gene Ontology annotation, biological process: guanine catabolic process. NCBI's taxonomy places the organism in Eukaryota, Euglenozoa, Kinetoplastea, Trypanosomatida, Trypanosomatidae. Bases 1 to 1368 code for a protein of 455 amino acids. Gene Ontology annotation, molecular function: guanine deaminase activity; zinc ion binding. The record is from RefSeq and is a predicted model, not a curated record. Gene Ontology annotation, cellular component: cytosol.
AUGCCUGUGUUUUGCGGAACCGCCUUCCACGUGCCGGAGCGGAAGCGGCUAGAGGUCCUGCAGGAUGUCUUGAUCGCCGUGCGUGACGCUGACGGGGUUAUUGAGCGCAUUCUGCGGCCGUCGGACGCCGACUACGACAGGGUGAUGCAGGAGGCGAGGGAGGCUAACAAGCUGCGGCCGCUGCGCCGGCACCAGUACUUGCUCCCUGGGCUCAUCGACCUGCACGUGCAUGCGCCUCAGUGGCCCCAGACUGGAAAGGCACUGCACCUCCCGCUUAAGGACUGGCUGCAGGAGAGAACGUUUCCGCUGGAGGCCGCCUACAAGGAUGCGGGGUAUGCGGAGAAGGUAUACACGUCUCUGGUGGAAACACUGCUGGCAAACGGCACCACCACCGCCAUGUAUUUUGCCACAAUUCACCUGGAGUCCAGUGUGGCACUUGCCAAGGUUUGUUUGCGGAGGGGGCAGCGGGCAGUGGUUGGACGUGUGUCAAUGGAUAUCCCAGAGGCAUGCCCAGAUUUUUACCGCGAUGAGGGUGCCGUGGAUUCCGUUGCUAAGAGCGCCGCCUUUGUGGAGUCUGUUCGGGCGCUAAGGGGAAAUGAGCGCGGCGUGGUGCUUCCCUCAAUUUGUCCUCGAUUUCUCCCAGCAUGCAGCACAGAGGCUCUUCGUGGCCUCGGAAAGCUUGUGGCGAGGUACAAUUGCCACGUACAGACGCACUGUUCGGAGAGUGACUGGGAGCACAAUCACGUCAUUGAGCGUUUCAAGAAGCACGACGCCUUUGUAUUGGAUGAGUUUGGGCUGCUAACAAGACGCACCGUUUUGGCGCACUCAAACUUCUUGUCAGAGGAAGCCAUGGAUCUUCUGCUCAGCAGAGGGGCCGCCGUGGCGCACUGUCCGUUGUCAAAUUUUUACUUUGCCAACGCCGUAUUUCCCCUUAAGAGGGCACUGGACAAGAACCUUCGUGUUGGCCUCGGCACCGACUUGGCGGGUGGACACAGUCCUUCACUCUUCGACACUUGCCGCCACGCUGUUGCGGCCUCGUGCGUAUUGGAGGACGGCGUUGACCCCAACAAGGCGGCGGCUGAGCGGAGCAACUGGAAGGAGGCCAGAAUAAAUAUUAUCGAGGCCUUUUGGCUGGCCACGGCGGGCGGCGGCGCGGCGCUGGACUUGAAGGUCGGCAGCUUUGAGCCGGGCUACGCGUUUGACGCCCUGGUGGUUGAUGUGGAGGCGCGGAGCGGCAACGUGAAGGUCUUCGAAGGCCACGACUCGUUGGAGGACGUUUUUCAGAAGAUUGUUUACAACGCGACCCCCGCGAACAUCGCGCAGACUUGGGUCGACGGGAGACUCGUGCACCAGCUUGAGCCCGUGUAG